UUUCGCCGCUGCCAGUGGCAUUUUGUGCUUGCUCCCGCGCGCAAUGUGAAUUUUACUGAGGCAUUGAGUCUGUCUAUUUUGUUGUUAACGUUUUGCAGAUUGCUGCUGCUGCUGUUGUUGUUAUUGUUGCUGUUGCUGUUAACCAUUAGCCGUUUACAGUUAACAGUGGUGUUUUGAUUUUGUUGUUGCUGCUGUCAUGUCUGUUAACCGUGACAACGAUCGCAAGUAUUUGCGCAGCAUUGGCGGACUGUGCAAGAUCGCCUGCCUGCUUUGCGGAUUUAUUGGCUUUCUGUGCAUUGUGUGCAGCACGGUGCGUUUGAGCAAUUUUCGGGGCUGCUUCUACUUGGUCGUCAUCGUGCUUGGCUUUGUGACGACGCUGACGCUGCUGUUCUGCCGCUAUCUGCGUAUCGGCCAGAGCUGGAACUUCAAUGCGACGCUCUGGUCCCUGGGCGUUCACACAGCUUUGGCGCUGUCCCACUUUGUUGCCUCGGGUUUGGUGCUGGCGCUGGACAUUGGCGCCUAUACAGCAGCAGCGUUCUUUGGAUUAACCAUAUUUAGCAUUAAUGCUCUGGAGGCAUAUUCCUACUACAAGCGCAGUCGGCAGAGAGAUGUGGCCACCCAAACGGUCUAAUCACAAACCAAGCCAAUGGGCUGUGUGUGGAAACCAAGAAGCUGACGCGAUAUUUGUGCAUAAUCUUAAGCUAUUAUCAAUCGAAUGACUGUCUAUGUGUGUUAUUAGUUAAAUAAAGUCUGAGUUUGCUAGUUAAGCCAAAA
Molecule: messenger RNA, 774 nt
Organism: Drosophila grimshawi
Lineage: Eukaryota; Metazoa; Arthropoda; Insecta; Diptera; Drosophilidae
Exons: 3
Coding region: 197-631 (144 amino acids)
Cellular component (GO): membrane
Source: RefSeq, a predicted model, not a curated record